This is a messenger RNA of Sphaeramia orbicularis (orbiculate cardinalfish), 2150 nucleotides long. RefSeq names its product zinc finger protein 488 (gene znf488). Gene Ontology annotation, biological process: oligodendrocyte development; regulation of DNA-templated transcription. The record is from RefSeq and is a predicted model, not a curated record. NCBI's taxonomy places the organism in Eukaryota, Metazoa, Chordata, Actinopteri, Kurtiformes, Apogonidae. Bases 161 to 1714 code for a protein of 517 amino acids. Gene Ontology annotation, molecular function: protein binding. The transcript is spliced from 4 exons. Gene Ontology annotation, cellular component: nucleus.
AGGGAAUAAGUGGGAGUGGGUGCGGAGAGGGGACGCCAGUACGGAGGAUUCAGUCGGAUAAGUAACUCGUCCUGCAGUCACCGAGAAACGAAAGCGCAUCCUUCCAGAGGUCCGCUGCACCUGCUCCAACUUACUGCCACUCGGCACAACCUCCUCCUCCAUGUCCAGCGGCCCAACGAUGGAACACUCUCUUCUGCCUCGGUCCAUGUGGACUGGUGACAGUAAAUUCCUCCAGCAUCCAGCGGAUCUCUACACCAGUGUGGUCGUUACGCGCAGCAUCCCUGCAGGCACGUGCUUUGGUCCAUGCGUGCUCCAAAACACUUUCUAUGACACCAUCGCCUUCAUAGCGCAGAAAUCCUGCGACAAGAGAACUAAAUCCUAUGUGUUUCGGGUGGACCCUGAGGCCAUGCGUAAUUCUGCACUGCUGAUGUCGUGGUUGCGGCUAGUGCAGGCUGCGCGAAAUGAAGAGGAGCAGAACACUGAGGCCUUUCUGAAAGCGGGUCAGCUGUAUGUACGGACCACCAGGGUCAUCCGGCAGGAGGAAGAGCUGCUGGUGUGGUAUGACCAGGAACUGUCUCACCUGCUGGGCUUCACAGACAUGAGCAGAGGAUCAAGUGAAGACUUCAAAUGUGGAAGAUGUAACCAGUUGUUCAAGAAUGAAUACCCUUUCCUGGCUCACUGCCGAUUCCUGUGUACCCAAGUCAAAAAUGACACCUGGAACCGUGAGGUCUACGAGUAUAAACCCAUGGAAACUAAAAGGCAACACCGUGUAACAGAUUUCCACAACAUAGCCAGAGAUUUGGAGCACAAAAAAUCUGGCAGCAGCGAGGAUGCAGAAAUUUCCCCAAAGAAAAGGAAAUACGAGGAAACAUUUUGUCCCAAAGCUCGGAAAACAGUGUUGUUAGAAAAAACUAAUAUUUCAAAUGAUGCCAACAUUACUCAGCUGAUUAAGGGCUACGAACAAACAGCAGCAGACGCAUCUGGCUCUACUUUAAAAGUCAAGACAGAUAAGACCAAGCCGGAUAAUAUGGGAUGUAAAGCAGAUGUUAUUCCUGAAGCUGAUGAAGCCAAAGGACUUUUUACGCACGGCAGAAAGAUGGACACACUGUCGGAGACGGGGGAGAGCUCUGGUGUGCACUCUAGCAGCAGCAGUGCGUUUUCUCUGGUCAUGUCUAACAGUCAGCCUGAAAUGAAAAGUGCUUUUUGUAAACCGAGCAGAAGAACUUCUCCCAGUGAGGCCACAGCGCACCUCACUAGCGCUACAACAGCCCCCUCUAGCUGCCUCGAGGAAAUAACCGAUGGCUUCACCUCCAGGACUAUUAUGGGAUACAACAACCUGAUGGCAUCCAAUAUCCUGAGCGGUGAUUUACAGACUGUGCCCUCAACCGUUACCUUGAAUGGCGCUUUCCAUUACGCACCGGAGCACUGGUCCAGGAACAUCGGCGCGCAGCUCCAAACCACAUCCUCCCUCACCAUCCUUCCUCCGACUUUCACCUCCUUCGGCGUUUCCGUGCAGAACUGGUGCGCUAAAUGCAACCUGUCCUUCCGCAUGACCUCUGACCUCGUGUUCCACAUGCGCUCCCAUCACAAAAAGGAGUUCGCCGCCGAGUCUCAGGUGAGAAGAAGAAGGGAGGAGAAACUCACCUGUCCGAUCUGCCAUGAGUACUUCCGGGAGCGGCAUCACCUGUCCAGACACAUGACCUCCCAUAACUGAUGAGGAACCAAACGGACAAAACUGUAUUUAUUCCACACAUGACGCUAUAUUUAACAAGAUUAGACGUAAAAUUCACGACAGGACAUUGGUGUGUAACAGUGAAUGUAGGUAGAUGUAAAGAAAAAUGUAAAACGGACAAACACGGACAUCACAGCUUGUCCACUAGAUGACGAUAGAGGUACGUGUAAGCUUAUCUUAACUGCAGUUGUCUGUCAUUUAGUCCAGUAUGUUCGGCUGAUGAUUAUUUGUGCCUUACGGAACUCAGGAUGGACCAGGACUGAGUGAUCUUGAGGACAGCUCAUGAUUGUCGUAAAUAUCUUGACGCGAUCUUAUUUAACAGCUUAUCCCUUAUAUGCUUUGUACAGGCGAUGGUUGAGUGUGUUUGCGCACUCGUGUUCCAAACUAAAAUAAUGAAAAUGAAAACAAUGUGUCGGGU